Molecule: messenger RNA, 608 nt
Organism: Neohortaea acidophila
Lineage: Eukaryota; Fungi; Ascomycota; Dothideomycetes; Mycosphaerellales; Teratosphaeriaceae
Exons: 4
Coding region: 76-522 (148 amino acids)
Source: RefSeq, a predicted model, not a curated record
ACACACUCUCUCACUUGUCAAUCAAUCAUCUUCUCUUGUUCAAUCUCUCAACAAAUCAUCAACAAAUCAUCAACAAUGUCGGAGAACUUCAAAAACCAAGACCUCAACGAGAUCGCGCAGCAAGCCGAGCGCGACCUCAACUCCAACGCCGCCAAAACAGGCCACAGCGCCGAGAGCGGAAAAGGCAACACCACCGGCCAAGGCGGACAGGGCAGCGGAGUCUCAGGCCCAGCGGGCGGACAGAGUUCCGGGGCGAGUGAUAGCACGCUUGAAUCCGGCGUAGACGACUCGGUCGAGCAGAAAUUCCCCGGUUCAGAAGUCGUGUAUGGCUCCGCUGCUUCGGGGCAGGGAGACAACAGGGAUAUCCCGGAGAGUGAAGGCGGGGGCGUGAAUCCCGCUACGGGACAAACUUACAAGGCGCGCGACUUCGAUGGGCCUGGUGGGCCGGAGGACAAGGCUGCCAUUGAGGCGGAGGUCAAUCCUGGGAGUGAUGAUGUGCAGGGCAACACUCGCGAGCGAUAGGCGGCAAGAUUCGGACGAAGCAGAGGAGAUUUGCAUACGGUAAUCAUCAAUGAGAAGAUCAGUGUCUGAGCCGAAAGAGAACAUUC